Lecanosticta acicola is the source of this 450-nucleotide messenger RNA. NCBI's taxonomy places the organism in Eukaryota, Fungi, Ascomycota, Dothideomycetes, Mycosphaerellales, Mycosphaerellaceae. The record is from the annotation of a GenBank genome assembly.
AUGCCAGAGGUCGUAGCAUCACCCGAUUUACCCGAGAAUUGCGAUGAUGAAGUAGAAAGCGUUGGAUUUGGGGAGAGCGUAGAUCUUGAAGCCGUGCGAGGCGGUGAAGCUGCGCCUGUUGAUGUAUCUAUAGGCGUCGAGCACAGGAAGCUCGAGCCAGAGGUCGCGCUAACGGUACUGUUGAGCGAUGGAGAGCUCUCAACACUUGAGACCUCUGAGGGUCCAGAACUAAAAAUCGAGCUUCACGGGUUGGAAGAGCCCAGUGAGCUCGUAAAGGUCGAUGUGAGAAUGCCGUUUGAGAAUGGUGCAGUCGACGUUAGAGCGCCAGAGCUGGUGAGAGGCACCGGUGCAGCCGAAGGAAACGACGAACGACUUUACGAAGGGAUAGUCUCACUCGAGGUAGUCCGGAAAGGCGUUAGGCUACUAAGGACGCCGCGUAUCAAUUCAUAA